AUUCCACGGUUGCUACAUCGUCGCGAGGGGCGGGGCUGCUGUCAGGGCAGCGGUGAGCGCGCCGGCGCGGGCGGGCUGGGGCUCCGAGCGCUGCGCAGUGCCAGCGCCAGCACCAGAUCGCGCGCUCCGGCCCUCUGCCUGCCUUGUGGCUCGCGCGUCCGCACUCUUGCCUGCCUGUGUGUUGCCCGAGUAUGGAGCUGCUGUGUUGCGAGGGCACCCGGCACGCGCCCCGGGCCGGGCCAGACCCGCGGCUGCUGGGCGACCAGCGUGUCCUGCAGAGCUUGCUCCGCCUGGAGGAGCGCUAUGUGCCCAGCGCCUCCUACUUCCAGUGUGUGCAGAGGGAGAUCAAGCCGCACAUGCGGAAGAUGCUGGCGUACUGGAUGCUGGAGGUGUGUGAGGAGCAGCGCUGUGAAGAGGAAGUCUUCCCCCUGGCCAUGAACUACCUGGAUCGCUACCUGUCCUGCGUCCCUACCCGCAAGGCCCAAUUGCAGCUCCUGGGGUCGGUCUGCAUGCUGCUGGCCUCCAAACUGCGAGAGACUAAGCCCCUGACUAUCGAAAAACUGUGUAUCUACACCGACUAUGCUGUCACCCCCCACCAGAUGCGGGACUGGGAGGUGCUGGUCCUGGGGAAACUCAAGUGGGACCUUGCCGCUGUGAUUGCCCAUGACUUCCUGGCCCUGAUUCUUCACCGACUGUCUUUGCCCCGAGACCGACAGGCCUUGGUCAAAAAGCAUGCCCAGACCUUUUUGGCCUUGUGUGCUACAGAUUACACCUUUGCCAUGUACCCGCCCUCCAUGAUCGCCACAGGCAGUAUCGGGGCUGCCGUGCAAGGCCUCGGUGCCUGCGCCACAUCCGGGGAUGAGCUCACAGAGCUGCUUGCUGGGAUCACCGGCACGGAAGUGGACUGCCUGCGGGCCUGUCAGGAGCAGAUUGAAGCUGCCCUCAGGGAGAGCCUCAGGGAUGCUGCCCAAACCUCCGGAAGCCCAGCACCUAAAGCCCCCAGGGGCUCCAGCAGCCAGGGGCCCAGCCAGACCAGCACUCCCACAGAUGUCACAGCUAUCCACCUGUAGCACCGGGAGAGGCCCCCUCGAGUGGCCGCUGACAGCAGAGGAGGGGACACUGCCAUCCCACUUCCUGCCUACAGGAUGAACCACGCCACAUCUGAAAUCUGAGGGGGCUCCUUCCUACUUGCCUCUCACAAAGCCCAAGGGGUGGGUCCCACCUGUCCCUGCAGUGUGCACUAAAGGGCCUGGCUGGCAUAUCUGGGUGGCCCGUCAGGCUCCUCUUCCCUUGUAUCUGCCAGCUCCGUUUCUUUCCAUUGUAGCUGGCUGUGGGCCAGGCUGGUCUGAGACAAAAUUCAACUAGGCAGAAUAUAUGCACCAGCAUUCCUUUUUGAGGCCCCUUGGAUUCCGAGGCUCUCAUGUUCUCAACUGUCAAAACGCCCCAGUGCCUUCUAAAGGUGUCGCACCUUCUAGAGUUACUGCAUUUGGAUAGGGGUCUUCCUGAAGGAAUUUCAGAUGUUCUGAUAGACACGUGUGAGGGGAAACAGUCUAGACAGCUCCUCUUAACAUACUUAGCAGGCCCUGCAUUAUCCUGCUCACAGCUAUUCCUAGAAGGGGCCAGAACUAACCAAUUCCUCCUUGCUUUGCUUUUGGCUCAGCUUCUGUGUGAUUGAGGGAGGUAGUGCUGAAGGAAGAGGUUGUUUUAAUUUAUUGAUUGUUAUGAGUACAACUGUAAGAGGGUGUGGUGGGCCCCCUCUAACCCUGGUGGUAACCCUGGUGGUUGCUGCGUCUCUCCCCUCUGCUGCUGGCUAGAGUAUCUUUGUGGCCAAGGAGCUGCUAUAGCCUGGGGUGGGGUGAUACCCUCCUCUCCCUCUUGCUCUCUGCCCCAUCCUUUGGGGAAGAGAGGAAACAGGGCUGCUUUGGAGGUACCAGAGCUCCCUGUCAGGAGAGGGAGGCAAGCCCUAUGGACACAGGUCUUUCCUAAGGCUACAAGGUCCAGGCUUGUAGCCCAGGACCUCUCUGCUACCUUAAUAAAGAUUCUGGA
Condylura cristata (star-nosed mole) is the source of this 2046-nucleotide messenger RNA. RefSeq names its product cyclin D3 (gene CCND3). Gene Ontology annotation, cellular component: nucleus; cytoplasm; cyclin-dependent protein kinase holoenzyme complex. The record is from RefSeq and is a predicted model, not a curated record. NCBI's taxonomy places the organism in Eukaryota, Metazoa, Chordata, Mammalia, Eulipotyphla, Talpidae. Gene Ontology annotation, biological process: mitotic cell cycle phase transition; positive regulation of G1/S transition of mitotic cell cycle; regulation of cyclin-dependent protein serine/threonine kinase activity. The transcript has 5 exons. Gene Ontology annotation, molecular function: cyclin-dependent protein serine/threonine kinase regulator activity. Bases 192 to 1070 code for a protein of 292 amino acids.